ACUAACUUCAUCAACAUCUCUCCACAUUUUCCCUUCAUUUUUUCUCCCAAUCGAAAUUAGGGCUUUUUUGUUUCUUGAUCGAAUUUGAAGAUAACAUCAAAUCUUUCACAAUAUACUUCAAUUUGCGUGAUUUCUUCUCUGUUGCAGUUUUUGGAAGGCGGAAUUUCGCAAGGGAUGGUGUGGCCGCUCUUUUGCCGCAACUAUGACUACCAGACUACUAAACAGUCGGACUUGCAAAAUUUAUUCUCCAGAUACGGAAGAAUUGAGCGAAUUGUCGUGAAAAAAGGACAUAUGCCGUGGAAAAUGAUCUUCUAUAUCGGGUUGUCAUCUACUCUGCAAUAAGAAUCUCUAAUGCAAGAAGGGCUUGCUGGAUCUCUCUCACACACAAAUGGAAAUGUUGCACAUGUUUCUGAUCACAAUAGUGAUAGGGGAUCGAUGUGUUUUAUCCAUGAGUUGUAUCAUUCACAUUUCUCCAUUUAUAGAACAUCUCUGUGAAAUUGGUGAAAACUAUGCUUAUCAAUGAUUGCUUGACUUCCCAUGGCUAUAAUUUUAGUUAGCCUUCAUCAUCACUCACACACUGCUUUAGUCCAUCAUGCAAGUUCACUACCUCCUAACUUUCAAUCGAACAGUCCCAUGUUCACUCCUGUGUUCUUUAUUUAUUUGUUGGUUGCAAACGUUUUUCUCUUAGUGAUGCUAUUGUGAGCUCGGGGGAGUGAUAAACAGUCCUGUUGUGUAUUUCUCUUAGUGUACUCACGCUAGUUAGUACAUAUAGGCUUUUCUUUUGUCCAUUUCAAGUAUAAAAAUCAUGCGGAAGCUGCCAUCCGUGGUCUUCAUGGCAUACUGUUUGGGAAUGAGAGACGGGAAUUAAUGGUUGAAUGGGCUACGGAUGAGUGCUGUAGGCAUCAUGAUGGUUCAGAAUCAAAAACAAGACCAAAUAAAACCCUUUUUGUGAUACACUUUGACCUUACUCGUACUCGAGAUCAUGACAUAAAAAGCCAUUUUGAGCGCUAUGGGAGGGUUCUUAAUGUAUCCAUGCGUCAGAAUUAUGCUUUUGUGCAAUUUGAAACUCAGGAAAAUGCCACAGAAGCUCUGAAGCGCACCCAUGGGAGUAAGAUAUUCGAUAGAAUUAUUUCUGUUGGUUAUGCUUUCCGACGUGCUGAUGAAAAGGGCAGUAGAGAGGGUAGCCCCCCUAGAGGGGAAAACGGAAGGCGUAGAAAUGAUGCUUCCUUAAGGUCAUCCAUUCCAGCAUGCCGCCAUGGUCGAACAGGUCCUGAUUAUGGGUUGGUUCAAGGCACAGAUUAUGAUAGGAGGUGCGAUGGUCCUUCAAAACCAUCCCGUGCACAAGCAAGUCAUGUUUAUGAUAGGUACAAAGGUCCUUCAAAUCCAAGGGCCAGGAUUCUUGACCGUGUGCGUGCAAGGCCUGUUUAUGAUAGGUACAAUGGUCCUUCAAAUCAAAGGGCCAGGCGUACUGACCGUGGGCGAGCAAGUCGUGUUUAUGAUAGGUACGGGGAUCCUUCAAAUCCAAGGGCUAAGAGUCCGGCGCGUGAUAUGAAGAACAAAUGUGUCUUCCUUUUAUAUCUGCGAAUCUCUCUGCAAUCGGGACUGUGCACGUGUGCAGCCCCGCUGUCAUCUGCUGUGCGUGCGUGCGUGCAAGAAUAGAAAGGCUCUUCCAUUUUUCGACUGAUCAAAACAUUCCACCAAAUCACAUAGUGAAGUUUAGCUGAUUUUGGCUUAUGAUCAGUUUAGAAUUGUAGAAAAACUAUGUUACUUCUUUACCUGAAAUGCCUUUGAAACAAUACCACUUUUAGGUCA
Molecule: messenger RNA, 1812 nt
Organism: Salvia hispanica
Lineage: Eukaryota; Viridiplantae; Streptophyta; Magnoliopsida; Lamiales; Lamiaceae
Source: RefSeq, a predicted model, not a curated record